AUGAAAUAUGAAAAAGUUGCGUUCCUGAAAGUACACAAAGCUGGAAGUUCAACGGCUCAGAACAUUUUUUUACGAUACGGAUAUUCUAGAAAUUUGACGUUUGUUCUGCCUAAAGUGCGAAAAGGUCACUACGACAAUGUGAUAGCUGUAUCAGCAUCCUUAAAUGAAGACAACAUAGUACCUGCACCGGAAAAUAAAACGUUUGAUAUAAUAUGUUGCCAUGUUUUGUACAACAGAAAGGCAUUUCAGAAAUACAUCCCUGGUAAAACGGCUUAUAUUGGUAUUGUUCGAGAGCCUUUUGAACAAUUUAUAUCCACACUGAAGUAUUUUCGACCCCCACAUAUAUUUAAAAAUAUAAAAGAAUUGAAUCCUGUAUUGAAAUAUCUCCAAAACCCAAGGAAAUAUGAAAAGGCCUAUUCUUACACAAACAAUAGAAUGGCGUUGGAGUUUGAUUUUCCCAGACAUCUGUUUACUAAUUACACACGAAAAGAAAGUCAAGCUUAUUUAUCAAAAAUUGAUAACGAAUUCCAUUUUGUUAUAAUAAUGGACUAUUUCAUCGAAUCCAUAAUAAUGAUGCGACGUAUAUUAGGAUGGAAUGUAAAGGAUAUGUUAUUCAUGAAGAAGAAUUAUCCCAAACAAUAUUGGCCUAUUGACAUAAGGUAUCGUAACUUGUAUGAAAGAUUCGCUAAACUUGAUUACGAUUUGUAUCAUUUUUUCUAUCGACGUUUAUGGGAACAAAUCCAACUUGAAGGAAUAGACUUUCAGCUAGAAUUGAAAUAUUUUAAAAUCCUCAGACAAGAAGUUGAGGAUUAUUGUGUCAAGGAGGUGACUAUGGCGGAUUCAUAUCCUGUGAAAGCCUCGUUUUGGAAUGUAGCAUUCAAUGUAACGAGGGAAGAUUGUACACUGUUGAUGAUUGCUGAGACUAACUUUGUUUCCCUUGUAAGGAAACGACAGUAUGAAAAUCGUUCGAAAUAA
This is a messenger RNA of Mytilus trossulus (common blue mussel), 975 nucleotides long. RefSeq names its product galactose-3-O-sulfotransferase 2-like. The record is from RefSeq and is a predicted model, not a curated record. Gene Ontology annotation, biological process: glycolipid biosynthetic process. Bases 1 to 975 code for a protein of 324 amino acids. The transcript has a single exon. Gene Ontology annotation, cellular component: membrane. Gene Ontology annotation, molecular function: galactosylceramide sulfotransferase activity. Lineage: Eukaryota; Metazoa; Mollusca; Bivalvia; Mytilida; Mytilidae.